AUAUUGGAAUCAAAAUUAUGAAUUUCACUCCUUUUGUUUGGGUAGAAAAAGCUGCUUCUUUUUGUUAUUUAUGUGCACAGCUGAAGUUUCUUUCUGCAGAAAUACUGAAAUUCUGGUGAGAGUAUGUGUUGUUAAUUUUUUCUUCUUAAUUCUGGGUUCCUGUUAUUUUUUGUAAUCUUUUUAGUUUGUAUAUGUGAUAUUGACAAAUCACUCUAUGGAUUGAAAUUUUUGAUUGGGUAUCUCUGUUCCUGUGGGCUAUAUGUCUACUUUUGCAAAUCUGGACUUGCAUGCAAACAAAAUAAGGUGGCAAGUGGAAUUGACCAAAUCUGUCUACUCUGCAUGCAAAAUUUUCCAAAAUUAACAAAAUAUACGCUUUUUUAAUGUUGAUGGCAAGAACCUUUCUGGAAUUGGAUUCCUCUUUGAGGGUGUCUCUGUCUACAAUUUUUCUUUUUAUUCCCCUGAGUGUAUGUAUGGAAGAGGCGCCUUGGAGCAGAGGAACGGUAGAAGUUGUUUCCAGUGUGACUUAUAGGUCACGGGUACGAGUCGUGGAAGCAGCCGCUUGCAUGAGGUUAGGCUGUCUACAUCACAACCCCGAGGUGUGACCCUUCCUCGGACCAUGCGUGAACGCGGUGCUCUAGCUUGUAAUGAGCAUCUUUUUGAUAUCAUAGUCACCUAUGGGGGCAUCUAUCAUGGCGGUGGCGACACCUAAGAAAAAGAGUGUCUUUGUUGACGGGGUAACAUGGGGAAUAAAGGUGAAACAGCUGCCUUUUAUGGUGAUUAUGUGUACAGUUAUGUUGUUUAUUGUGUAUAGGACCACUAAUUAUCAGUAUCAACAGACAGAGAUGGAGUCGAAGUUAGACCCCUUUUAUUCUUCAAAGGAUUCCGAUGUGGAUAUCACACGUUUGAACAGUUUGCCUCGUGGUAUUAUUCAACCAAGCUCAGAUCUGGAGUUAAUGCCUCUUUGGUCUACAAGUGGUUCGAGAUCCAAGGCUAGCAUUUCUAGCUCUCGCAACCUGUUGGCAAUUGCAGUUGGUGUUAAACAAAAGAGUAAUGUUGAUGCUCUUGUCCAAAAGUUUCUUUCAGAGAAUUUUACGAUUGUCUUGUUCCACUAUGAUGGACAUGUUGAUGGCUGGUGGGACCUCCAAUGGAGUAAAGAAGCCGUUCAUAUUGUUGCAAACAACCAAACAAAAUGGUGGUUUGCGAAGCGGUUCUUACAUCCUGCUGUUGUUUCUAUCUACGAUUACAUUUUCCUUUGGGAUGAAGAUUUGGGCGUGAAGAAUUUCCACCCUGGAAGGUACCUCAAAAUUGUGAAAUCAGAAGGACUGGAAAUUUCUCAGCCAGCGCUGGACCGAAACUCAACAGAUAUACAUCAUAGAAUCACAAUAAGAAGCAAGAAGAAAAGGUUCCACAGAAGAGUGUAUGAUAGUAGAGGUAGUACAAAAUGUUCAGAUGAAAGCGAAGGUCCGCCAUGCAGCGGAUUUGUGGAAGGAAUGGCUCCUGUUUUUUCAAGAUCCGCUUGGCUUUGUGCUUGGCAUCUUAUACAGAACGAUCUUGUUCACGGAUGGGGAAUGGACAUGAAACUUGGUUAUUGUGCACAGGGGGACCGAACCAAAAAAGUUGGAAUAGUUGAUAGUGAAUAUAUCGUUCACCAAGGCAUUCAAACUCUGGGAGGGCCAUCUCUGAAAAAGCGUUCAAAUCUUGACGAGUCUGCGAAGAGACACGACGUUGACGUGCGAUCUGAGAUUCGAAGACAGUCAACGCAUGAGCUACAAAUAUUUAAGGAACGGUGGGAACGAGCUGUUGAGGAAGACCAAAACUGGGUGGAUCCAUUUGAAGCUAGCAGCCGGAAACGUAGACAACGGCUUAAACAAAUACGAAAAUUAAAGAUUAAGCUAAAAGACGAUGUUUAACGGUAAGCAAAGACGCUAAUACUGGCUUGAUUGAAGACAAUAAUACGAGGUUAAGCUUGAGCCAAAUGUCAUUAUCGUCAUGUCACUUGACCGCACCCGUCCAGUUGCAGGGAGACUUGUAAAUUAUUAUUUUGUAUAGGCUUAUUGAAUCCCAUGAAUAGUUUAUUGUUUCAUGGUUGUGAUAAGUUCUCCAGCCUAUUUUUUAA
Molecule: messenger RNA, 2116 nt
Organism: Nicotiana attenuata
Lineage: Eukaryota; Viridiplantae; Streptophyta; Magnoliopsida; Solanales; Solanaceae
Exons: 16
Coding region: 675-1910 (411 amino acids)
Source: RefSeq, a predicted model, not a curated record